Molecule: messenger RNA, 678 nt
Organism: Camellia sinensis
Lineage: Eukaryota; Viridiplantae; Streptophyta; Magnoliopsida; Ericales; Theaceae
Source: RefSeq, a predicted model, not a curated record
GCAAGCCAAUGCUAUUAGAAGCACCUCCCGCAGACACAGCCGCAGCCGCAGCCGCAGACACAGCUGCAGCCACAGCCACAGCCACCAGUGCUCCACCACCAUCAGAACCAAGUGGGCCACCUCCAUCGGAAUCAAGUGCUCCACCUCCCUCAGAUUUGAGUGCUUCAGUUCCCUCAGAAUCCGGUGCUCCACCUCCCUCAGAAUCGAGUGCUCCUGCUGCUUCAGAGUUGAGUGCACCAACUACGGACGAUCAAACUCCUUCCUCCUCAGUGGGUGUUAUGGAUCUAAUUGUACCAGCAGCAACUACCAGUAGUCAAGCCAUGCCAGAGGCUCCCAACCCCGCUCCAGAUAUUCAAGGAACGAAUGGUCCUGCUACAGCACCAAUGAUCGACUUUUCUUGAUAAGCAAGACCUUAAUAAUCCAUUGCCUGUGUCACAAGGUGGCCUCAUUGCAGUGUCUUGAUUCUUAGGAAGAUUCCCUACUGAGUGCUGAACAAUCGCAGUCUGUAACAUGUCUAGUUAUGGAAUCUGUUGGCCUUUUUUUAAUCAUUUUAUUUCUAUGUUGACAGCAGUUUUGCUUGUGUAAAUCAGUUGAGGUUUUGGUUGUCCUCUUGGUCUCAAUGUUAAACAUCGUAUUCUGCAAAAGAAAUUCAUACUCAAAACAGAGCUUUCGUGUUUC